AAAUCUGUUGUGAAUGUCCCUGUUAGUCAUUUAUAGAGUCCAGUCAGAAAUCCUACCAUGCUGGCCUGGAACAGAUGGACUUCCUGCAUGCUUGGGAGGAUGCCAGAAAACAAAUCAAUGGCUGGGUGGAGGAAAGGACUGAAGGUAAAAUUCAGAACCUGUUGGCAGAGGGGAUUCUGGAUUCCCUGACCAGGCUUGUGUUGGUGAAUGCCAUCUAUUUCAAAGGCAACUGGGAAAAGCCAUUCAGGAAAGCGAGUACCAGAGAGAGGCCAUUCCACAUUAAUAAGAAUGAAACCAGACCUGUGCAGAUGAUGUUCAAGAAGGCAAAUUUUAACAUAAGCUACAUGGGAGACUUGCAGACCAAAACCCUUGAGCUCCCCUAUGUGGGUAAUGAACUGAGCAUGAUCAUCCUGCUCCCUGAUGCAAUCCAGGAUGGAUCCACAGGCUUGGAAAGACUUGAAAGGGAAAUUACAUAUGAGAAGCUGAUGGGUUGGAUCAGUCCUAAAAUGAUGAGGUCUACAAAACUGAGGGUGUCUUUACCCAGAUUUAAACUGGAAGAAAAUUAUGAUCUGAAACCACUUCUGAGCAGCAUGGGAAUGCCUGAUGCAUUUGAGAUGGGCAAGGCAGACUUCUCAGGAAUCUCACCUGGUAAUGAGCUGGUGCUCUCUGAAGUGGUUCACAAAUCCUUUGUGGAAGUCAAUGAAGAAGGCACUGAAGCAGCUGCUGCCACAGCUGCAGUGAUGAUGAAUUGCUGUGCUAUGAUUGUUCCAGAAUUCACUGCUGAUCAUCCUUUCCUCUUCUUCAUCCGGCACAACAAAACUUCCAGCAUUUUGUUCUGUGGCAGAUUUUGCUGUCCCUAAGGAGGAGAU
Messenger RNA from Passer montanus (Eurasian tree sparrow), 869 nucleotides. Its product is annotated as serpin B6-like. The record is from RefSeq and is a predicted model, not a curated record. The transcript has 4 exons. NCBI's taxonomy places the organism in Eukaryota, Metazoa, Chordata, Aves, Passeriformes, Passeridae. Gene Ontology annotation, molecular function: serine-type endopeptidase inhibitor activity. Gene Ontology annotation, cellular component: cytoplasm. Gene Ontology annotation, biological process: negative regulation of endopeptidase activity. The coding region runs from base 75 to 860 and encodes 261 amino acids.